This is a messenger RNA of Cydia amplana, 1397 nucleotides long. It is a transcript of the gene NPFR, whose product is annotated as neuropeptide F receptor. Lineage: Eukaryota; Metazoa; Arthropoda; Insecta; Lepidoptera; Tortricidae. The coding region runs from base 190 to 1332 and encodes 380 amino acids. The record is from RefSeq and is a predicted model, not a curated record. Gene Ontology annotation, cellular component: plasma membrane; neuron projection. The transcript has 4 exons. Gene Ontology annotation, biological process: G protein-coupled receptor signaling pathway. Gene Ontology annotation, molecular function: neuropeptide Y receptor activity; neuropeptide binding.
ACCAGUUUUUUUUUCCGGAAUGCGUGAUUUUUAAUUAGUGAUUUUAUUAAUGGUUAUAAUUAGUGAUUAGUCAAAAUAGGUAGACAAGAAGUGAUAGGCCAUGUCAGGCGUGACCAGACAUACUGUAACGGCCCAGCUCUGAAUUGGACGUUAUGCGUGUACCAUAUACAGCGGAUUUUAACUAUCCUGAUGCCUUUUUAUGAUGAUAUCCGGCUGGACGCCAACAUGAGUCUGACGUUUAAUACGUCAGCAAAAUGGCUCAUCGACAUGGCGAACCGGACCGUCAUCAAUCCGAACACCCUCAUAGAAAAAUUCUCCCAGAACCGAACGGUUGACGAACCCACUAGAACUCUUCUACUGACUUUUUAUGGAAUUCUGGUUGUUAUUGGGGCCGCUGGGAACUCGCUGGUCGUCAUUUCUGUAGUCCGCAAACCCCAAAUGCGAACAGCCCGCAACAUGUUCAUAGUCAACCUCGCAGUGUCGGACGCGCUCGUCUGCUGCUUCGGCACCCCCCUGACCCUCAUGGAGCUGCUGACCAAGCACUGGCCCCUGCCUGACUGGUCGUGCCUCUGUAAGGCCACGGGCGCCAUACAGGCCAUUUCGAUCUUCGUCUCCACUAUCACUAUUACGGCUAUCGCGCUGGAUCGAUACCAGCUGAUCGUGUACCCCACAAGACAAGGCCUCCAGACCAUGGGCGUCCUCAUCAUCAUGUUCUGCAUCUGGCUCAUCGCCUUCUUCCUCGCUUCCCCUCUCUACAUGUUCAGGAACCUCAAGACCCACAACAUCGGUCUCAUUGGCAUGGACUCCUUAAGCUUCUGCAUCGAGGACUGGCCCAUCGCCAACGGACGGGCCAUGUACUCUCUCUUUAGCCUCAUAUUCCAGUAUCUCCUCCCAGUUCUAGUCGUAGUCAUAGCCCAUAUUCAAAUUCAUAGAAGACUCAGAGGAAGAAGACGAACGACUAGAAAAACUCCAACUAUCCUCAUCGCUAUUGCUGUAACUUACGUUAUUAGCUGGCUGCCACUAAAUGUUUUCAACUUGGCAGCAGAUUUCUCGAAAGAACCUAUCUUGGGAGAGGAUCAAAUGAUAAUAACGUACGCUAUCUGUCAUAUUAUUGGUAUGUCGAGUGCCGUCUCGAAUCCGCUGCUAUACGGAUGGCUGAAUGAUAAUUUUAGGAAAGAGUUUGAGGAGAUUCUUUGCUGCUGUCGGAAGAAAGGGCAAAUGAAGAAUCAAAGGGGAAAGAGGAAGAUAGAUACAGAGUUGACAGCUUUAGCUCAGCUUGAGCAGACUGUGACGACUAAUACGAAAACUUCGAAUUGCUCUCAAAUUUUCUGACUAAAAAGCUGCUGCAAAUAGCACGAGCAUAGCAGCAUUGAAAUGCAAAGCAUUUAAAAUGCUUG